Molecule: messenger RNA, 6189 nt
Organism: Dioscorea cayenensis subsp. rotundata (Guinea yam)
Lineage: Eukaryota; Viridiplantae; Streptophyta; Magnoliopsida; Dioscoreales; Dioscoreaceae
Product: putative disease resistance RPP13-like protein 1
Exons: 4
Coding region: 60-1604 (514 amino acids)
Biological process (GO): defense response to other organism
Molecular function (GO): ADP binding
Source: RefSeq, a predicted model, not a curated record
UGCAGAACCAAGACCAAGAGGUCAUCAUUUUCUUCUCUUCACAACCCUACGCAUCUCGCAUGGCUUCUGCAGCUUUAUCCGCCAUUGCAGGGGCUCUUCUUUCACCUUUGCGUGACAUUAGUUUGGAGAAACUGAUCAGUUAUUUAUGGGAUUAUCUAUCAUCAUCACCAUCACCAUCUUCCCCUGAUGAAGAAGAGACACAGCAACAACUGAUGGAUUCAUUGGAAGCCUUGGAAGAUGUCAAGCUGAAUGUCAAGGUGAUGCAAAGUAGAAUUAUGAGAUUGUUUGAAAAACAUAAGCAAAAUGAGAGGGUGGUGGGUUUGCACAACAAACUCAAAGAUGUUAGUUAUGACAUACAAGACUUGGAAUCAGAGAUGAAGUACAUGGAGUUGGAGAGAAAGGUGCAGGAGAUCAACAAAGCUGAUCAAGAAACUUUCACUGCUAGCCAAUCCAGUAGAGGACUAAAGCGAUUGUUUAAGUUUUCUCCCCAGUCAAGUGAGAAAAAACGUCGCCUUUUGACGUCAUCACAAUCCUUGGGUUUGUCAACAGAUGAUGAGCUUGUGAGAAAGAUUACUAGUAUUAUAAAACAAAUAAAUAGUAUUGAAUCUAAGUUGAAGGAUGAGAUCAAGUUGGAAGAAUGGUUUGACCAGAUCACAUUGAAUGGAGUUUAUGAUCCAAGGGAACAACUUCACUUCACCCAAAACAAACGUGUCACCACAUCAUCAACAUUUGACAGGGAGAUAUAUGGUCGAGAUGAUGAAAUACAACGGUUGAUUGGGUUUCUCAAAGAACCAAAUGUCAAUGAUAAUAUUUCUAUUGUUCCGAUCAUAGGGAUGGGUGGUAUGGGUAAAACCACUUUGGCUCAGGUUGUCUUCAACAUUAGAGAAGUAGAAAACUAUUUUGACAAAAAAGCAUGGAUAUGUGUAUCACAUCACUUUGACAGAUUCAGAAUCACCAAAGAAAUAGUUGAUAUUAUUAGUCCAAUUGUUCAAUGUGGCAACACCACCAACUUGGAUCUUCUUGAGAGAGAACUCGAAAGGCAUUUAACAGGGAAGAAAUUCUUAUUGGUGUUAGAUGAUGUUUGGUCUGAUGAAUGGCAACAUCUCCUUAUUCCUCUCCAAUCCGCACAACCACAAGCUGUUAAAAUCAUUGUGACUUGUAGAGACCCUACGGUAUUAAAAAGCAUAGACAAGGGAAAUCAAAUUAUUUUGGAAGGUUUGUGUGAUCAAGACUAUUGGUCAUUUUUUGUGAAUUGUGCCUUUGCUAAAAAGAAUCCUAAUAAUUAUUCACAGGCACUGCAUGAUAUAGGAAAGUGCAUAAUAAGAAAGCUAAAAGGAUCACCAUUAGCAGCGAAGACGGUGGGAAAGCUUUUAGGACGUAGUCUAACAGAGAAGCAUUGGAAGGAUGUAUUGGAGAGUGAUUUGUGGAAACUAGAAACUGAUGCACAUGAUAUUAUGCCUGCUCUUGCAUUGAGUUACUAUCAUCUACCUCGGCAUCUUCAGCAAUGCUUUGUCUUUUGUUCGGUGGUUCCUAAAAGUUAUGUCUGUUAUGUGGAUGACCUGAUCAGCAUGUGGAUAGCCAAUGGGCUAUAUACACGAAAGUAGAAGCAGUUCAAAGACAAUGUAUGAUAUAGGAAAAGAGUGUUAUCAUGAACUACAAGCAAUGUGCUUCUUGGAUGUGGAUUCUAUGUGGUUCAACAUGCAUGACUUGAUGCGUGAUUUGGCCCAAUUAGUCUCUCAUGGGGAGAUUUGUAUUUACAGGAGUAGAGAAGAUAAAAAAAUCGCAAAAAAUGUCCGUCAUUUAUAUGCAAAAGGUUUGAUUGAUUUUUAGUUGGCAUGUGAAUCUAAUAACUUGCGCACACUUGUGUUGGAGAGAGCUGAUGAUGAGAGAGCUGAAGACAUGCCUGUCUUCCUCAACCAUGGAGCAUGCAAAAGAAUCCGAGUACUAGUCAUCUUGAAAUCUAAUAUGCAAGAUGGUGAUUGUUAUGUAAAACAUUGGUUGAAUAAAACCCACACUGAAUCGAUGAAAGAAUUCUUGGAUGCUAUUCCUCAUCUAAAACACUUGCAAUAUUUGGAUUUGAAGGAAACCCUUAUUAAAUCGAUACCUGAAUCACUAUACGGCCUUUAUCAAUUGAGGGUAUUGAAAUUGCCACAACCACAGAACCUACCAAGACUCUUUCAUAAACUCAUAAGCCUCCAAAACUUGGACUUUUGUCCAUAUAACAUGGCAUACCUGAAGCCUAUAUAUCGUGUGGAAAGAGAAAGAGGCUACUUGAUUGCACAGUUGAGAAAUUUGAAUGAACUAAGAGGCUCACUUUCAAUUGAAGACUUGGAGAACAUUGACAACAUGGAAGAAGCUAUGAAAGCCAAUUUGAAGGAAAAAUGUCAUAUCAAGGACUUGUGUUUAUAUUGGAACUAUACAAUGAAUGUUUCCAAGCAUGAUGUCCAAGAAGAAGUACUUGAAGGCCUUCAACCUCAUCCUAACUUAGAAGAGCUAGAGAUUGGUGGGUAUAUGGGUUCCAAAACACCAAGCUGGCUUGUGACACUUGCAUUACAGAAACUACAAUGUAUACGCUUAAUUAAAUGUAGAAACUGGGCUUGUCUACCUGUAGCACUUGGGUUUUUAUCUUCCCUCAAGGAACUAUGCAUAUAUGACAUUGAGAACAUAACAGUUGAGUGUGAUGACUUUGUGACUGAGAUGUUUCCAUCCCUGCGGAAGCUUGAAUUGAGCAAAGCAACAAUAUCAUUUAAGGGCAUGCCAACAUCAUCAUCAUCAUCAUCAUCGUCUCAAACAACACCAAAUGGUUGCAAGUUGUUUCCACGUCUUCAGUACCUCAGUGUGGUGGAAUGUGAUGCAGUAAAUGGAUUACAUUGGCCCAUAUAUUCAGCACUAGAGCGUCUAUACAUAAGAAAUAGCCCAGGCCUGGAUGAUCAAUUGCUAGGAUGUCUCUUUGGCCUCUCUUCUCUUACUCAAUUAGAAUUGAAUGGGGCAAAGAUCGAAACCUUUUCUGCAGAGGUCAUGGCCACACUGCAUGCACUUGAAGAAAUACGUCUUGAAAAUUGUAAUGAGCUUUUAUCUGUGGAGGGUUUACAAGCCCUUCCCUCCCUAAAAAAAUUGUCUAUUUGUAAAUGCCCCAAAUUCAAAUCAUGGUGUAUGGAGGGGAUGGCAAAGCUGCAUGAACUAACUAUAGAGUCUUGCCAAGAUCUAGAAUCUCUACCUGUUUGGUUGCGCCAUCUUCCUUUACUAAAGCAAUUGAGUAUUCACCAUUGCCCAAAGUUUCAUUCACUACCUGAGGGUGGCCUCCCUUCCUCACUUGAAACAUCGAACAUCAAAGCUUGUAAUCUCAGCUUAAGGGAGGAACGAAGGCACCAAAAGCGAUCUCCAAAAUGUCUAAUGAUUCAGCCCAUCCCUUUUCAGACGAUAUGGAAUUCUAAAAAUAUUUGAGUGGCAUGAAAACAAUCAAGCCUAUCAAUAUUUGGGCAAUAUUUCCAUGCAGGCCUCUCUGAAAUAGAUGCCUCAUGACACUUUGGCAUUUUUAACAUGGUGCAGGUAGCACUGAAUACUGUUGAUCACAUGUGCCAGUCAGGUCUUAAUUUACCAAUUGAAACUCUUCACCCAAUUUUAUGUGCAACUGACCAGGGUGGUGAACUUAAUAUGGUAUGCCAUUCCACUCCAUACUGUAUAUUUUGUUUUUAAACUUCAUUAUUGUUGCAAUGGUACUAUUUUAUCAAAGUUCAAUGUGCAGCUAUCUUAAAAUAUACUUCAAAACUUGGACCAAUGUUUAUGCACAUGAGAGGGAGCUAGUUAGAUAAUUAUUAAGCCUGUCAUGUCUCAUGCCUGACAUGUAAGAUUGCAGAGAAGAGCUAUAUAAGAUUGCAGAUGGAGGUUGGGAAAACGAUCAAUUGUCAUGAACUAUUUGAGCUCCUUUAAUGGUUCUAUUUCUAUAAAGGGUUUGAUAUCUUGAGCUUCAAAUUUAUUGAAUUCGAUUAAAAGUUUGUGCUUGAUUGAAAUCAAGCAACAUAUGUGGUUGGAGUAGCUUGCUUGUGUUCACAAACAAGCUAAACUCGGAAGGAAAUCAGCCUAAAUUUAAGAAUGAUUCAUUUUGUUAGAGAGUGUAUUAGAAGUGUAUAUUCUGAAUCUGUAAGAAAUAAAAGAAAUAUGAAACUACAUACUUAUAGUAGUCAUAGUAUGUCAUGUUCACAAUCCAAACUCUUAACACUUUAGAGUCCUCACAGAGAACUUGAUCCAAACUUGAGCAUCCAUUUGAAUAUCCUGCCUAUAAUAAGUUUGAUCAUAUCAGAUCAUGCUUUUUGGUUGGGAUCAUAUACAGCCAUAUUUAUGUGUUGGAAUUUAAUAUUUUUUCAUGUGAAAGGAAAUUGUUUCUCUUGACAUUUGCAUUUAUAUUUAUAUGUUCAUAAUCCUUUGUUGUGCUUAUAUAAUUGUCUCAAGUUACAUCGUAUUAAUGUAAAUGUAAUCUCCUGGCCUAGAAUUUUCUUAACUUCACUAUAUUUGGAUAUGUAACUGUUUUCCGGGUGAGUUAUGAGCAGACCUGAAAUAAUACAAAAUAUCUAGGAAAAUAUUUGUGCAAUGGUUAUGAAAUGUAUUGGUUUUGAUGUUUCCAAAUUUAUGUUUUUCUUGUUGAGCAUUAUCAUGAUGUUUCUUGAUCCACUUGGGAUUAUAGGAAGUUUGUUACAAGAAUUAUUUUGCUGGUCAGAUAUAUUUUAAUCUGAAGCUUGAAUAUGGCUAGGUUUUGUAUUAACUACUAGGAUAAUGUGGCACUAUCUUGUUUCAUAUGAUAUGCUCCAUUUGUUUUGCUGCUGAUUAUAAAUGAAAAUUUGAAAUCAUAUGCAAUUCUCACCACACCUGAGCCUCAAAAGAUGUGUGCCAUGGGCAGCAGAUAAACUUCCUUAUGACUUGCAAUUCCUUUGAAACCAAUCCAUUUGUCAAUUCUGAGUUUUUAUCUUAUCAUGCACACUCAUCAUGUUAAACAGAGUGAUGGUACUAUACUGUCCAAAAUAUUGAUAAUAUGUCCAUGUACCAUAUCAUAAUGUAUCCAUUAUCUUAAAAUCUCUCUACCAUAAUACAUCUGAAGAGAAUUGUGUCUGCAAAAUUAUAUGCCACAACAUAUAAAUUCACCAACAUGGGACAUGUUUCAUGUCCCAAACUCCUCAUGCUCUCGAAAUUUGAAGUGUUUGCAAGUAUUUCCUCACUGUAAAUACAAAUAUCAAAGACUACACCUAAAGGUAUGUGUAUCCAAAGAUAUACAUUGGUGUUGUAGUCAUCUAGACAUGAUACAUGCAACUGCCUACAGCCACUGACAUAUAUUUACAUAUUUCAUACCCUAUUAUUAUCCGUCAUGCUAUAAAGUGCCCGUAAGCUGCCUGCCCCAUGAAUCUUCAUCUUAAAAUGUGGAACAGAUGUAGUGUUUGAGUAGAACAUGUUCCCUGUGCAGUAAGUAAAUAACACAUCUACAGUUUUAAACCAGAUGAAUUACAAUAUAUCAUUGAUUGAUGUAGCAUCGGUUCUCAUGUUCCACUUUAAUUUGAAGCAAUUUCACAUUACUACAAAAAACUCUGAUGAUCAUGUGAGUUCAUUUGUUUGUUGAAAAAUUGCUCUCAUUUCCCAAACAAGAACUACUCCGCUUGCUCUGAUCUAACAUGCCUAUUUGUCUGCUUUUUGUUUUGCUGUAAGGCAUGAGUCAACAAGAGGUUUAGAUUCAAAAUCUAGAUGACAAUGUUGAACUUGAAGACUUCAAGCCAAGCAACAUUCUUUGUGUAAUCAUGUGCUCAGUAGCUAAGAACAGUUCAAGUCUCAUGCUGACUAUGCUACUCAAGAAUGUUGCAAGAAUGUUGCUACUAAUUUUUUAUACUAAAAAAAUCUUUCACAGAUCUCCAAAUUGCCACUGCUGAAGCAUAUCUGCUGAAGCUUUGCUUUGUUAAGGUAAUGACUGACAAUGUCUAUAAAAUCUGAAUAUGGCUGACACUGAGUUUGCUAAGACUUAUGUAUCUUCAUCCUACUUUUGAGUUAAGGCUUGUAAUCUGGAUGAUUAAAUAGGGUUUCUUUAGUUUUGUUUUGCACUGUAUUUCCAAGUACUGACAUUUGUUGUUUCUAUAUGCAUUAGCUAUUGAUAUUUUACUAAGAGACUGUAAAACCAUUUUGAUAACUUGAAUUUUAAAAUUAUUUGUAUGA